This is a messenger RNA of Moneuplotes crassus, 1983 nucleotides long. NCBI's taxonomy places the organism in Eukaryota, Ciliophora, Spirotrichea, Euplotida, Euplotidae. The record is from the annotation of a GenBank genome assembly.
CAUGAUUCCAACAAGUCUUUCCAACCAGCCAAGAAAAGGGGUGAGGAAAAGUUUCAGGAGGAGAUCAAGUAGGAAGAAUAAAGACUAUGCCGACAUAGAUGACAACAAUCUGGCAUAUAUCUCCAAAAUGAUAGAUGAUUUCAAGUACAAGGUUGAUGAUCUCAGCUAUACCGAAAAGAAAGCUCUCCAAAACAGCUACAACGUCAACAUAGAGGAUGAGCUGGUCGAUGCAUACAAAGCUAUAAAUUCAAUUGAGAAAGAUCUGAAAUAAGUUGGUUUCCGUCUCAGAAAUGGUCCUUGAGAAAUGAGACGACUACGACAUAAAACUUCAAUCAGUAACCCAAGAAAAACAAGACUUGGCUUCUGACAUUCAAUAUUUACAGGAGAUGUACGAUCAAGUCAAAGAAAGAGAAGUCCAGAAGAACUCUAAAAUGCAAGAUCUAGAGCAAGAAAUAGAAAAUCUCCAGAAUAAAAAUUAAAGAGCUCAAACAGGAAAAUGAUUGGUUUGAAACCAAAAUAUCCACACUCCAGGAAGAAACUGAGAUCAAGGCUGAUGAAAUCGACCAAGAGAAAGCUAAUACAGAUCAUAUUGAUAAAUAAAUACAGAGAUAAACUAAGCUCCCUUCGGCUAGAAAUUGAUGAUAAAAAGGAAGAGAUAUCUAUCCUUAAUAAAGCACUUGAGAACGAGCGUAAUUCGGCAGAUGCAAUUGAAAAACAAAAAGAUAAAUUUUUAAAGGAAAUAUCAGCUCUUAAGGAAACCAAUAAGGAUAUUAAAGAGAAAAUGCACCAUUAUAAGAAGAGUUGCAGGAAAAUCAAUGAUGAGCUCCAAAAGUCUUUUCAAAUCAACUCAGAGCUAGAAAUGAAGAUCGCUAAAUUAGAGAUGGAGAGAACCCAGCAUUUUCAUCGGCCACAGAAGAAAUUGGGAGAAAGUAUUCCUUCAAAUCUUCUUCAGAUGAAGGAUACCAAAGAGUCCCAGAAUCUGUUUGAUUACCAAAAUAAUACUCUUGAUGAAGACUUAAUAGAUGAAGAUAUCCAUGAAGUAGAGUUCAGUGACAUUGUAUCAGAUAAGAACAAGACAUGACAACUAGAUUCCUUAGCAGAUGAGCUUGAUUUCUACGAUCAAGCGGAUGAUCAGCAUGAUGACUAUUACUAUAACAACACUGAAGUUUAUGAAGAUCAGGCACCUCAAAACCAUGAUUUCCAAACAGAAGAGACCCUUGAAAUUGAUUCUGAAGAAAUCUCUGACCAAGAUGAGCAUAUUCUUGAAAAUAGCUCUCAAAGCGAAUUUGAAGUGAGGUAUCAAACAAAUAGAACUAUGGAAGAAAGGCUUGAAAUGAAGUCUCAAGAGGAAAACUAUGAAGAAGAUAAGCACACAGAGUCUUCUAAAGAAGACAUCCUCAUCCAAGAUCAACACCAACGAAAAUAACACUGGGACAAGUAGUGAUCUUGAUUCAUACAUGCUGUGAAAGAACUGCAUGAAGGAGAAAGGAAUUAUCUAUGAGAAGAAGGAGAGUGAAGAGGCUAAAUCAUCAAAAUCAGCUAAAUCUAAUACCUCAGAAAAAGAGGAUAAAAAUCUAGCAUAUUUGAAAUAACAGAAACCCGAUGAAAGAGUUCUUUGUCUUAACUGCUCAGGCAGUGAAGCUCAACAGUCCAUACAUGAACACGAUCUUAAAUUUACAUGUGAAUCAAAUGUAUGAACAAGUCCAAAAGGACAAUACUCCAUUCUACAAAUGGUCUGAAUGGAUAGAAGAAACUCUUCACCGAAUUAUCGUCAAAAAGAUAUAUUCCGAAGCAUUUAUAAAACAAAAUAUGAAUAAAAUCCUCUCCAGACCUCGCUCAAAAUCCCACAGCAGAUCUCCAGCACCUCGUCAGCCACCAAAAUCCCCUCCAAAACAGACCCCUACACAAAAAAAACCAAGAAGAAAAAAUUCGGCUUCUUCAAAUUCUUAAAAAGAUCCAAACAAAAGCAAAAAAAUUCCUCUA